This is a messenger RNA of Gossypium arboreum, 717 nucleotides long. RefSeq names its product late embryogenesis abundant protein Lea14-A-like. Lineage: Eukaryota; Viridiplantae; Streptophyta; Magnoliopsida; Malvales; Malvaceae. The record is from RefSeq and is a predicted model, not a curated record. Gene Ontology annotation, biological process: response to desiccation. The coding region runs from base 108 to 560 and encodes 150 amino acids. The transcript has 3 exons. Gene Ontology annotation, cellular component: cytosol.
CCUCCCCCACCCAACAAAAGAACAUAGCAUUAUUCUCAUUUACAAAUUAUUCAACACUGCAUUUUGCCCACUUCCUUUCCAUUUAUAACUCAUUCCAGUAACUAUCAAUGGAGAUAGUGAGCAAGGCGAAGGACUAUGUGACCGAAAAGGUGGCGGAAAUGAGGAAGCCAGAAGCCAGCAUUAAGGGUGUUAACAUAAAUCAUGUCAGACGUGACGGUGUCGAGUACGGAGCUAAAGUCGCCGUCAGCAACCCCUACAGCCAAUCCAUCCCCAUUUGUGAGAUAUCUUUUGUUUUUAAAAGUGAUGGCAGAGAGAUUGCACGAGGGACGAUACCAGACCCUGGGUCAUUGAAGGGGAACGAUACGACGAUGCUGGACGUGCCGCUGAAGGUACCGCAUAGUGUACUGGUGAGCUUGGUGAAAGACAUUUGCAGAGACUGGGACAUUGACUAUGAACUCGACUUGGGACUCAUCAUUGAUCUUCCGGUCUUCGGAAACAUCACGAUACCGGUUAAUCAGAAAGGCGAGAUCAAGCUUCCCACUCUCAAAGACUUCUUUUGAUUUUUUCAGCAAUCGUGUCAUGUUUAUGUCCCUCUUUUAUGUGUUCAUAUAUGUUUUUAAUUUGUCUGUCAUUAUAUUAUGUUUUUCUUUUUAUAAUUCAGUGAACCUUUUCUGAUAGUUACAUUUUAUUAUAAUAAUAGUUAAGUUUAUAGUAUAA